Molecule: messenger RNA, 2851 nt
Organism: Mya arenaria
Lineage: Eukaryota; Metazoa; Mollusca; Bivalvia; Myida; Myidae
Exons: 5
Coding region: 61-2406 (781 amino acids)
Source: RefSeq, a predicted model, not a curated record
UACUUAGAGUAGAAAUAUAUCAAUAAUGUCGUCGCAUUACACUCCGUAUAUACGCAAGCAAUGUUACAAUUGAACUCCACAUAUGUCAGGUGCUUGAUGGAUGCUAAGGCCAAUUGUAACACAUUCCGCCGAAGGAGAGAGGUUAGCUCAGACGUUGUUAAUAACUUGAUUAACACAGCACGACCAGUGGAAAACUAUAUUGCGAUAUCUAAGGAAAUACUGGGCGAAGAAGCUUGGUACUUGAACAGUUCAUGGUAUACGUCUUUCAAAGAGACUGUAGGCGACGGGACUCCCAGUGGUUUGCUGAUUACGAACGAAGAACAGUCAACAGUUUUGGACACAUUAUCAAAUGAGUCUGCAAAAUCAAAUCUAACCGUGUUUCUUCAGCGCUGGAACAACACAAUGGCGUCGUGGCAAAAUGGGUCUUUAAACGAGGUGGAAAAAUCAGGGCACAGUUUCAACCUUACAUUGCUUACACCAAAAAUUAAACAAACAGCUCACGACAUGGUAACGUCCAAAGAAUCUGGUUUUCAGACCAUUUUUGAUGAGUUCAACCAAGCGUUAAAAACAUAUUCCGAUGCCGAAAAAAAGACGAGAUAUGACAAAAAUGAUGGCAUAUGUGCCAGAGUGAGAAUAAAAAUUUCGCAGGAGCUUGUACUUACAAGGGAUGGCUUUAAUGCACGUCUUGAAAUUGAAAAUGGAGAAAAAAGUGAUCUCAUGGAUGUUAAAGUUGACAUAACAAUCGUCAAAUUUAGCGGAAUUGGCGAGGCAGAUAACAAUCUCUUUUCAAUAGGCGAACCACGGCUAGAAGAGUUAACGGCUGUAGACGGCUCAGGGAGGCUAACUAAAGGGGUGUCUGGUACAGCAGAUUGGUUGAUAAUACCAUACUCCAGCGCUGCUCCAGAUGCCGAUACAUUGUAUGAUGUGGGUGGGACGUUAUCAUACUCAGUAGACGGAACUGAGUUUUCUACAGCCUUGCUGCCGGAUACCAUAAUAGUAAAACCAAACCCAAGUCUUGUCGUUCGCUACUUCCACGAGAGAUAUGUAAGGGGAGAUAAUCCAAUGACCCCAGAUGUGGAACCCAUCGUACCCUUUUCUCUAGCCGUAGUUAUUAUGAAUCAAGGAAAUGGCGUUGCUCAAGCGUUGAAAAUAACUUCCGCGCAGCCAGAAAUAAUAGAAAACGAAAAAGGAUUACUAAUUUCUUUCAAAAUAAUCGGAGCACAGCUAGGGAAUGAGUCGAUUACUCCGUCGCUGACUGUAGACUUUGGUGACAUUUAUGCAUCAGAAACAAAAACGGCACGAUGGCUAAUGACUUCAACACUGAUGGGAACGUUCUACAACUAUAGCGCAACGUUUGAGAAUAUAAAUCCUCUUGGUGAUCCCCAACUGUCCAUAAUAGACAAAUUGGAUUAUCACGAACUCUUUCAUUCUGUGAGAAUCGUUUACCCAUUCGGACUCGACGAUGGCCUCGAUGAUUUUCUUGUAAAUGAUAGAGUAGAUCAAGAUGGUAUUCCAGACAGACUUUACACUAGUAGUGACGCUUCGGUUGUUUUUGACGUAUUUCAUGCAAACAUAAGCGUGAUAAACUUCACAGACCUUGAAAGAUCAUCCAAGCAUCACACAAACGUUACAUUCGAGGUUACUUGCACUGCGAGUGGAUGGAUUUAUGCCCGAAUUUUCAAUUCAUUUUCAUUGGAUAUAAUUUACGCCGAGGAAACCGAUGUUGGCAGAUCCUUACUUAUUGACAAGAAUAUUUGGACAACAACACAUAUAACAGACGACAAUUUGGUGCACCUUGUGGACAAGAUAACUGAACAUGACACAGUGAAGUGCAUAAAGCAUUAUACAGUAACAUUUGGUAUCCGAAACAAAUUUCCACCGCAUGCAAAUUUUACUAACAAUAUUCAGCAUUUCAAUAUUUCAAACAGAGUGAAUAUCGGCCAUACAGUAGUUACAUUUGCCAUUGACGACAAAGACGGCGACAGCGUCUCGGCUUUUGUCAGAAAUGAAACUACAAUGGAAUUUGUUCUCCGAAGAAUUUCUGAAAACAAGUUUUCGAUUCAAGUUAGCUCUGUUCCUCCCAUUGGAAGAUACGAGAUUGAAAUUGUCAUGAUGGAUAACGGAUUUCCAGCCUUAACUGCAACAGAUGUUGUGCAAAUCAACGUCAUGGAAGUUCCGUUUAACGUCCCUGAUUCAAGCACAAUAGCGCAAGAUACCUCUCCACGAACUUCGGCGACAACAUUUUCUAAUUCAACACUUACAUCUACUGCACAGCAAACGGAAUCCAGUUCCACACCAAAAGACAAAGUCUCGUCAUCAACGAUUAUUAGACCAUCUCCAUGUUUGCUUUUAGGCACUGUAUAUGUUUUCAUCCAGUAUUCGGUUGUUAUCACUUGCUUCUUAUAAUAACUGUUUUUGUUGACGAAAGGUUCCGCUAUCAAUAGUUUUGUAUGACACAAUGAAUGGCAAUUUAGCCGAUUUAACAAUAACAGUGUUUAAAGGCCUAGUUUAAGGAAUGUUUGUCAUUCCGUACUGUGCAUCCCUUGUUUAUUGCCUUGGUGUCACAGCAGGGGUCAAUUUUCCAUGUAUUUGUUUAUUGGCUCAAGGCAAUUAAAAGUCGACACUUUUACAGAAAAUAUGCGUAGCCAAUGUAUUUUUUUAGUGUGACCGAUGGGGAAUGAUUGCUAAAUAAAGUAGAGUAAAAAAUAGCUUCAUUAUUUUAUAUUGUAUAAUAUAAAUUAUAUUAAUCGGCUAUCAUAUAUAUUAAACAUAUAGCAUUAGUCUUAUUCUUUUCUAAAACACAGUUAUAAUAUUUUUUUAUAUUAUUUGAAUAAACGGAAACAAAAUAAAA